AAUGCAAUGGUCGACCGGGGAACCAGGAAAGACAAUAAUCAAAACUAUGGCAAAUGAAAAAUCGGAAAAGAAUGAAAAUCCAGCUGAAACAGACAUACUUAUCCAAUUCCGUCAGCGACAAUAUUCUAACCAGGAAGAUGGAUUUGAAAAUAUUUCCUCAAGCCAGAAUCCUGUGUUAAAUAACCCCUCUCGCGGAGAAACAGACUUCUUAAAUCUCGAAUCCAGUUCAGAUACCAAUCGAGACUUGGAUAAUCCUACUGCAGUAGCGGUUGGAUGGCAGCAAAUCUACGCAAGAGAUACUAUUAUAGCUAAAGUUAUAAACAUAAUUCAUCCAGUCGUCGUGUUGAUAGUUAUUUUAGUGGGAUACGUAAUACAAUAUUCUGCAUGCUUUCAAAGAAGUGGAAUUAGUCAUGAAAAUAUUAAUGGAACUUGCAAAAAUUACAUUAUUAGCGAAUAUAUUAUACCCGAUAUUUUCCAUUUGUUAGCUUAUAUUGUAUCCUUUAUUAUGCUUCGGAGUGCUCAAAGCGAACAUUUAAACAUGCUGAUUCAAAAAGUCUUUCUCUUUACCACAUCUUCAGACCCUAGUGGUUUGAAAAAACAUGGAAAAUUAAUUCGAACUUUGACAUACCUAUUCAUAGCUGGUUUAAUUUGGAUAGCAUUGUCUACAGGUGUAUGCGUAAUUCAAAUUGUCCUAACUUAUAAUGAUAUUCCGUUUUCAUUUCUAAGUCCCGAGAACAAGACGGGUAGAUUCUUCCUUUUUAUUUUAUUGGUUUUAAGUUUUAUAGCUCUAGAUAUUAUAUACAUGGCUGUAAUUAUUAACUAUUGUUUGCAAGCCUUUUUAAUUACGGAAUUUAUUGACGCUAUCAUGGAAAGACUUAGAAAGGGAACGUUACAAAUGACAAAUGCUUUAAAGGAAGCAAAUGAAGUAACGAAUAUUUUGCGGACAAUUAAUGAAAAAACAGCAUUAGCCUUAUCGUUGGUUUUGCUUAAUUUUUUACUAAUGGGAGUUACCAGUAUGUUAGUUUUGUUUGGAGACACCAAAUUAGGACAUGUGCAGAAACUUGUGGCGUUCUUAAAUGUUAUAGUUUGGUUUUCUGGUGCUGUUCCGCCUUUUAUAAUGGUUUGA
Dimorphilus gyrociliatus is the source of this 1126-nucleotide messenger RNA. NCBI's taxonomy places the organism in Eukaryota, Metazoa, Annelida, Polychaeta, Dinophilidae. The record is from the annotation of a GenBank genome assembly.